This is a messenger RNA of Dipodomys ordii (Ord's kangaroo rat), 927 nucleotides long. Its product is annotated as olfactory receptor 13A1-like. Lineage: Eukaryota; Metazoa; Chordata; Mammalia; Rodentia; Heteromyidae. Gene Ontology annotation, biological process: G protein-coupled receptor signaling pathway. Gene Ontology annotation, cellular component: membrane. Bases 1 to 927 code for a protein of 308 amino acids. The record is from RefSeq and is a predicted model, not a curated record. Gene Ontology annotation, molecular function: G protein-coupled receptor activity; olfactory receptor activity. The transcript has a single exon.
AUGGCUCCUGGAAACCAGUCCGAGGUGACCGUGUUCAUCCUGCAGAGGUUUGUGGAUGACCCUUGGCUCCAGGACGCCCUCUUCGGUCUCUUAUUCAUCUUGUUUGUCACGGCCCUUCUUGGCAAUGUCCUGAUCAUCACAACCAUCCGCGGCAGCCCCAACCUCCAUAGUCCCAUGUACUUCUUCUUGGCCAACCUGGCCCUGAUGGAUGUUAUCUGCACUGUGACUGUCCUGCCCAAAUUCCUACAGAGCCUCGUAGCUGAGAACACCAUCUCCUUUGGGGGCUGCCUUGUCCAGAUGUUUGUCUUCUCCUGGGUCCUGGGAUCUGAGUUGCUGCUUUUCUCUGCCAUGGCCUAUGACCGCUACCUGGCCAUCUGCCGGCCCCUGCACUAUGGCACUCUGAUGAGUGGCAGGGCCUGCGUGUCCCUGGCCACCUUCGCGUGGUCCACAGGGGCUCUCAACUCCUUGGUGCUCACCUGCCUGGUCCUACGUCUGUCCUUCUGUGGCCCCAAACUCAUCACACACUUCCUCUGCGAGAUUCCACCGGUGUUGCUGCUGUCCUGCAGCCCCACCUUCAUCAAUGACAUCAUGACGGUUAUUGCAGACAUGUUCUUGUCUGGCCUGAACUUCCUGCUGACCAUGGCAUCCUAUGGUUGCAUCAUUGCCAGCAUCCUGCGCAUCCGCUCGGCUGAGGGCAAGCGGCGUGCCUUCUCCACCUGCUCGGCUCACCUGGUGGUGGUCACGCUCUACUACUCUACGGUACUCUACACCUACGUCAGGCCAGCCCUGGGCUCCACUGGGCUCCUGGACAAGGCCAUCGCCAUUCUGUACACUACCGUCACUCCCUCUCUCAACCCGCUCAUCUACACCUUGAGAAACACAGAAUUCAAGGCCUCCUGCAGGAAGCUCCUGUCUUUUGCCAGAUGA